This is a messenger RNA of Scylla paramamosain (green mud crab), 1631 nucleotides long. RefSeq lists its product as uncharacterized. The transcript has 2 exons. Bases 1119 to 1550 code for a protein of 143 amino acids. Lineage: Eukaryota; Metazoa; Arthropoda; Malacostraca; Decapoda; Portunidae. The record is from RefSeq and is a predicted model, not a curated record.
UCCCCGACACACGCACGGCCCAUAUCCCGCAAAGAUAUGAGAUGCCCCCUAGCCUGCUGACUUAACGAAUUGGAGUGUGAGGGGGAUAAUUUCAAUACUUUCUUUAUUUUCUUCACUUUACUUAGCCGUCAAGCAUAAUAUAAUUAACCCGUCACUGGAACCGCAUAAAACACCGUAAAAAAAACUGUCCCUUCAACUAAAGCCUUUGGGAAUUAGUGGAUGAGCGGCGCGGAAUCUUUAAGAAUGGUGUGGCAGAGAGGAGGUGCACGCGGGCCCCCACCGUCCACCACCCACUUCAGCACUCCGGCCCUGAAUCGACCACUGGGAGGAUGCAAGCCUGUGUGCCUCUGUGUCUGUGUGCCUGACCUAGUUCACUUCUACAGGACGUGACGCGCUUAUAGACCCCUUCAGCACCCCCUGUGACGUGGUGGCGAGUGGUGAGGGGACUUGCGUGGCCCCAGAGACAUUUAAAGUGUGGGUGUUACGCGUCACAGCCUCACGGUUCCUUCAAGUUGUGUUGCUUUGUGAUCUACAAUCCAGCAACAAAUUCUGAGACACUACCACACUGCAUCUUCACUACAUUUAAAAGGCGAGAGCGAGGGGCCCCUGGGCUUGUGUAGGGUCAGGGAGGGCUCGCCUACACACACACACAAACACACACACACGUCUCACUAAAGGUGCGUUGCUACUCCAGCCUCACGCACGAGUCACGACCGUCCCACAGCCUCCCGUGGACUCUUGAGGAAGGCAGGUGAAGGAGAGUGAAGGAGUGAAUAGACUGCAAACCACGAGGAUGUUAUAGACUUACUGGCCUCCUUGAUAGCUGAAAGUGAAGGAAAGGAGUGAAGGAAUGAAUAGACUGCAAACCACGAGGAUGUUAUAGACUUACUGGCCUCCUUGAUAGCUGAAAGUGAAGGAAAGGAGUGAAGGAAUGAAUAGACUGCAAACUAUAGAUUCACCUUUCCUCCUUUGAAAACUGAAGGUGAAGGGAAGAAGUGCAGGAGUGAAGGAACUGCUGAUCCCUGCUUUGAUAAGAGUGAAGGGAAGGAGUGAGGGGGUAAAAGACUGUCAUCCCCCUUAACUACACCAGCAUCACCACCACCAUCACCACCACCACCAUGUCCUCCUCCCAGUUCUCCUCCCUUGAGAUGACAGACUCAGACUCACAGGAUAUUGAAAUGCCGGAAUCUGACACAGUAAACCACAGUCCGCCCGUGUACGAGGUGUCGAGUUCGCAUGAGACCCCAAACGCCUCCCUAUCGGAUCCGGACGAGGACGAGGACGACGACGAGGAGGUGGAGGAGGACCCAAUCGAUCUAUCGGACCCGGAAUUGGUAGACCCUGAAUUAGAGGACCCUGAGGUGGAGGAAGACCUGAUUUCCGAGUCCUUGCAUUCUGAACUGUCGGAACUGUGGGACUCGGAACUGAUAGACCUUGAAAUAACAGAGGACUUAUCAGACCUCCCCUCCCCGCAGACCCCCCCGCCCUCCUGCCCCGAGUUACGCACCCCCUCCCCGCAACGAACUCUGCCCAAAACAACAAGUGUAUGAUGGGUGUGGGUGACAGGCGUGGGUGUAAGUGUGAAAUCUUCAACGUGUGCCGAAGUUUUGCAAUAAAGUGACGCAAAUAGA